Molecule: messenger RNA, 1393 nt
Organism: Camponotus floridanus (Florida carpenter ant)
Lineage: Eukaryota; Metazoa; Arthropoda; Insecta; Hymenoptera; Formicidae
Product: syntaxin-6
Exons: 7
Coding region: 352-1170 (272 amino acids)
Biological process (GO): vesicle fusion; intracellular protein transport; Golgi vesicle transport
Cellular component (GO): endomembrane system; SNARE complex; synaptic vesicle membrane
Molecular function (GO): SNARE binding; SNAP receptor activity
Source: RefSeq, a predicted model, not a curated record
AAAUCGAAUAAAUAGUGGCGAGCGACGCCGGAGCCGGAGUAGACGUCAUACGACGACCGACAGCCAGCCGCGAGUGACGCGGGUGCCGAUAACUCGUCGCUUACUUCGCGCGAUUCGCGACUCACGUCCGCACCUCUUUCCGUCCUCCCCUCGCCGCCUCCGACAAGGGAUCGGGAUAUUAGGGGGCGGGCUCUUUAUCACCCGCCAACGGGCCGCACACCGUACCUAAAGCAGCCUCCGGAAUCUCAUCCCACCGAUGAGCGCGCGGCCGGGGCGCGAUCGCGCUUUCACCGAGGGUGCCGCGCGAGACAGGCCGCGGCCCAGGCUUUAAAUUCAAAGAUACGAGGAGGAAUGACGCUGGAGAACCCGUUCUUUGUCGUCAAAGACGAGGUGUGCAAGGCGCUGAACAAAAACCGCGGCUUGUAUGGCCGUUGGAGCGAGCUGCAGGAUGUCGGGAUCACAUCGCCGAUCGGCGGCGGUGCCCCGAUGAGCGGCUCGGCCACGGCACCGCCGAUCUCGCGAACGGACGAGCUCGAUUGGACCACCACCGAGCUGCGAAAGGCUCUGCGUUCCAUCGAGUGGGACCUCGACGACCUCGAGGACACUAUCUGUAUCGUUGAGAAAAAUCCGACAAAAUUCAAGAUCGAUAACAAGGAGUUGACCGUUCAACGCAGUUUCAUCGAGCAAGCACGAGAAGAAGUCAAGAUCAUGAAGGACAAAUUGAACUUGAGCAGAAGUCGGGAUCGUGACAAUACAGCUAGACAGCCGCUUCUGGACAACAGCCCGGCACGAGUACCAACCAAUCAUGGCACCACUAAAUACAGCAAGUUAGAAAAUGAAAUUGAUAGUCCAAAUAGGCAAUUCCUAAGUGACACAUUACAACAACAGAACACCAUGAUAAUGCAACAGGAUGAACAAUUAGACAUGAUUGGGGAAACAGUUGGCACAUUAAAAACAGUGUCUAGACAAAUCAACAGUGAACUAGAUGAGCAAGCUGUGAUGUUGGAUGAAUUUGGGAAUGAACUGGAAACGACAGAUUCUAAACUGGAUGCUACCAUGAAAAAGAUGGCCAAAGUGCUGCACAUGAGUAAUGAUCGGAGACAAUGGGUAGCCAUUGGAGUGUUGACUGCUAUAUUGGUGUUUUUAAUAAUUUUAUUCAUAAUUAAAUGAAUCAUCUCCCGCCUUUUCCAGCUUCUUCUCUCUUCUCUUCCUUUACACGAUAAGAGUAUACCAAAUCCUCUUUAGCUUUAAAUGUAAUCUAAGUCCCGUUUGACAUAUUUAAAUAUUAUUGAUAUAGUGAGAUUUUAUGAAUAAAAAAUAAACAGUUAAUUAUAAAAUAAUUCUAUGACGGCCUCUUUUUAAAAUGUCUCUCACAUCAAUAGCAGAUGCAGAU